GGCCCCGCGCCCGGUGCUCACCCGCCCGAGCCAACUUGCGAUAGGCUCAGGCUCGCGCCGCGCCCGCGCCCGCGCCCGCAGGGGUUAAACCUUUCUCAUGUUACCGAGCGGCUUAUAAGGAGGGGGAGGCCAAGCCUCCGCCUUAUUGGGAGCCUUUUGGGGUUUAUUCUCUUCCCUUCUAACUUGGUAAAAAAUUUUUCUCAACAAGCCAAGUCAGAGAGAGAAGUCCAGGCAUUAGCAGAUCUCGGAGUCUCAGUGUUACAAGGCAACCUGACUGGGUAGCCUGCCGAGGUUAAUAUACUAGGAUGAUGGACUGGCGUGGGAGUGGAUUUGAAAAGGCCGUCUUUGCUUUAUGAGAUUCCCAGGAAUCGAGAAGAGAGCUGAUCUCUAAACACCUAAGGAGGCCCCUCCUUCAAGACUCCAAGGUCCUAUAGGCAACUUCUGGGUCAGAACAAUGGUGCCGACGUGACCCUGGACUUCAGAGCCACCUGGCCCCGACAGCCGGUUGGACAGUACUAAACUCUAGAAGGUCACGGCUGGAUGGUUUUUAAUGUGAUGCAUCUAAGCCUCCAGGUCCUGUGUCAUUAUCAUCAAAAAAGACUGACACCCACGGAGGCUGGGACAGUCUGUCCUGUCCCUGUACAGAUUAAGAAUGACCCAAAAGAAAUCGCGGCUUUGUUCCAGAGCCAAUGUUUAUUCUCAAGUGCCUGAUGGAGGAUGGGGCUGGGCAGUAGCUGUGUCUUUCUUCUUCGUUGAAAUCUUCACCUAUGGCAUCAUCAAAUCAUUCGGCGUCUUCUUUAAUGAUUUAAUGGACAGUUUUGAUGAAUCUAAUAGCAGGAUCUCGUGGAUCAUAUCCAUCUGUGUAUUUGUCUUAACGUUUACAGCACCCCUCUCCACGGUCCUGAGCGCCCGAUUCGGACACCGGCUGGUGGUGAUGGCGGGAGGGCUGCUUGUCAGCGCCGGCAUGGUGAUGGCCUCCUUCUCACACAAGGUUUACGUGAUGUACCUCACCGUCGGCAUCGUGUCCGGCUUGGGGUACUGCUUCAGCUUUCUCCCGACGGUGACCAUCCUGUCCCAGUACUUUGACAAGAGACGCUCGGUGGUCACUGCGGUGGCGUCCACGGGAGAAUGCUUCGCCAUGUUUGCUUUUGCACCAGCCAUCACAGCCCUAAAGGAGCGCAUCGGCUGGAGACACAGCCUCCUCUUCGUGGGGGUGCUGCAACUCAACAUCGUGGUCUGCGGGGCGCUGCUGAAACCCAUCGUCAUCAGACCUCCGGGGUCCCCCAAAGUCGCCGCCCAUGAACACAGGAAAGAGGCGCAGUACAUGCUGGAGAAUGAGAAAACGCGCACCUCCAUUGACUCCAUCGACUCAGGAGUAGAGCUCACUACCUCACCCAAAAACGUGCCUAGCCAGGGCGGGGGGGACCCCGAGCCCAAGGCGCCCGCGCAGCAGAACCUGGUGAGCGCCGGGCCCAGGCCCCGCGCCCUGGGCGGCACCCCGCUCCUGGACUUCUCCGUCUUGAAAGAGAAGGGGUUCAUCUGCUACUCGCUCUUCGGGCUCUUCGCCACGCUGGGCUUCUUCGCGCCGUCGCUCUACAUCAUCCCGCUGGGCAUCAGCCUGGGCAUCGAGCGGGACCGCGCGGCCUACCUGCUGUCCACCAUGGCCAUCGCCGAGGUGUUCGGCAGGAUCGGGGCCGGCCUGGUCCUCAACAGAGAGCCCAUCCGCAAGAUCUACAUCGAACUCAUCUGCGUCGUCUUCCUGACCGGGUCUCUGUUCGCCUUUACUUUUGCGACUGAUUUCUGGGGCCUCAUGUCCUGCAGCAUUUUUUUCGGGUGCAUGGUUGGGACGGUGGCGGGGACGCACAUCCCGCUGCUCGCCGAGGACGACGUGGUGGGGAUCGAGAAGAUGCCGUCUGCCGCGGGCGUCUACGUCUUCAUUCAGAGCCUGUCGGGACUGGCGGGCCCACCCCUUGCAGGUCUGCUGGUGGAUCAGAGCAAGAUUUACAGCCGAGCCUUCUACUCCUGCGCGGCUGGCAUGACCCUGGCAGCCCUGUGCCUGGCGCUGGUGAGGCCCUGCAAGCUCGGGCUGUGCCAGCGGCGGGCCCGUGCGGCCGAGGCCGAGGCCCAGCGCGGGAGAGCCUCCCAGGACAUACCCGAAGACUUUCUGGAAAUGGACCUUGGGAAAAGUGAGCAUAAAGUCCCCAUGAAGGUGGAGCGGGUAUGACGCGCUGGCCGGGCUGGGCAGGCGGGCCCGAGCACUGUCCACGCUGCGUGACGUUUUUAAGGAAUGUAUCCAUGAACAACACUACCGACACCCCUUUUUUUGUUUUCCUUUAAAUUUUCCUUUUUGCUUAUGUUUAAGCCAAAAUGGAAACAGCCAAACCCUCUCCCACCGCGAUCUGGCUGUGCUCGGCAGCGUGGCGGUGUCGAAACAGACACAGGUCAGCCAGGCGGCCGCCGCCUGUGAUAAACUGUCCUGAAACAACGUCUGGUGCAGGCCCUGACAUGAAAUUGGCCAUUCAGAAAAAAAAGAAAUCUUGAAUCAUUUUUGGAAUGUCUCGUCCUCAGAAAUGAGUCCAUUUUUUGAGACUUUGAAAAACAGGGAGCUUUCCAUUAGCAACUUACGGCCUCCAUAGCCCAAAUUUUCCACGGAAAUGAAGUACAGUUUAACACCAAACCCUUAGCUAAUUAACAGAAAUUGAAAGGUCUGCCUAUAACUUGAACUUCAUCAAUGUGAAGAUUUUCACUUCUUUUAAGGCCAGUUAUUACCAGAAGUAUUUCCAUACAAAAUAGCUAAAAAGGCAUUCAAAAAAUUUAUUUCCUCUUGCUUUUAAAUGUUCAGAAAUAUGUGAUCGUAGUGUCUUUAAUUUAAAUCACUAUUUAUUAUUAAGUUAUUCUAGGAAGAUUAAAGUCAUCAAAAGAAAUUAAAAUCUGAGACCCUCGUAGCCUCUAACCUUUCUGCAGUCCUUAAAUGCCUCAAAGAAUUCUCCCCCAGAAGGCCAAGUUACAAUGAUUCUCCAAUCUGAUUAAAGCAACGUGUGCUAUUUAAAGGGGAAACAAUGACGAACAAAUCGCCUUAGCUUUUUUAAAUGAUUAGUUUUACCACCUAAGAAUACUUGAGGAUCUUCUUUGAUCAGAAUUGUAUUUCACUGAAUUGUUGCAGCAUUUCUGAUUUUUUUCUUAAAAAAAAAAAAAUAACAUCAAACUGUUGAAGCAUCUCUUAUUUCCCAUGGGGUAGUAGAGACAUUUACUUUACCUCCACAACUACAAGUUGCAAUUUUUACCUUCUCAUCUUCUCUAAGCUUUGAUUGUUCCAAGUGGCCAGAGUUACCAGGUAACUUCGUGGCUUUUCUGGAGUGACACUAACGGGUGGCAUUUCCUGUGUUAGCAUCUUCCCAUAAAGGCCAGUGUGAGAUGUGUCGGUGACCUUCACGCACCUGAACCGAAUUCCACUCUGUGGGUGAUAAGCAAAGCUCGCUGCCCCAUCUUCCUACAUUAACUGUUAAUUUACGAAAACUCAGGGGGAAAAAUUAACAAGCCUAGUUUGGUUACAGGUACAUACAAGCUUGAAUAUUUCUCUGCACUGAAGUGGAAAUGGUGUGUUUCAUCACCACCUGCUACUUUUUGUAUAGCAUCUUAUCAGCCAUAGAAAUAGGACAAUCUGUAAAACUCUGGGGAUGGCAGAGGAGAAAGUGGCAAAGUGUCAUAAACAGACACACCUGAAACAAGGUGGCUGCAGCAAAUUUCUGUCACGGCUUGAGAAGGACAUUGGGCUUGUGGCAAUUUGACAGACACGUGACUUCAGCACUUUACACUAUUUUUUACUAUGAAUGUUCAAUACAAUUUAGUAUUUAUAACUGAUCUCUGAGCGAUCCGCUCUGUCCAUUCUGUUAACUGCAUGAGCAAAAGAUGUAUGCCAACUUCAGUUUGUCAAUAAUCAAGUUUUAAAUGUCUGGAAGAAAAUGACAUUAAGAUUGCUGAUUUGUUCUGUAUUUGUGAUAUUCUGGUACUUCUAGAUUUGCAAUAAAUGGAUGGCUUUUUUUUAUUUAAAAGAGACUUCUUGGUUGUGCAUUGAUUUAUUGGCAUUCAUUGUUUGACUUGAUUAAAGUUCUCAAGACUCAAGGAUUCACUUCAAGGAAGUAA
Messenger RNA from Condylura cristata (star-nosed mole), 4143 nucleotides. It is a transcript of the gene SLC16A6, whose product is annotated as solute carrier family 16, member 6. Gene Ontology annotation, molecular function: monocarboxylic acid transmembrane transporter activity. Lineage: Eukaryota; Metazoa; Chordata; Mammalia; Eulipotyphla; Talpidae. The transcript has 9 exons. The coding region runs from base 653 to 2224 and encodes 523 amino acids. Gene Ontology annotation, biological process: monocarboxylic acid transport; transmembrane transport. The record is from RefSeq and is a predicted model, not a curated record.